Messenger RNA from Colletotrichum lupini, 879 nucleotides. RefSeq names its product spermidine synthase. Lineage: Eukaryota; Fungi; Ascomycota; Sordariomycetes; Glomerellales; Glomerellaceae. Gene Ontology annotation, biological process: spermidine biosynthetic process. Gene Ontology annotation, cellular component: cytosol. The transcript is spliced from 4 exons. The coding region runs from base 1 to 879 and encodes 292 amino acids. Gene Ontology annotation, molecular function: spermidine synthase activity. The record is from RefSeq and is a predicted model, not a curated record.
AUGAGCGAAAUUGCCCAUCCUACCAUCCAAGAUGGCUGGUUCCGUGAGAUCUCCAACAUGUGGCCCGGCCAGGCCAUGACCCUCAAGGUCAAGAAGGUCAUUCACCACGAGAAGUCCCAGUACCAGGAUGUCCUCAUCUUCGAGUCCACCGACUACGGCAUGGUCCUGGUCCUGGACAACGUCAUCCAGGCCACCGAGCGUGACGAGUUCUCCUACCAGGAGAUGAUUACCCACCUGGCCAUGAACUCCCACCCCAACCCCAAGAAGGUCCUCGUCAUCGGCGGCGGCGACGGCGGUGUCCUCCGCGAAGUCGUCAAGCACGAGUGCGUCGAGGAGGCCAUCCUCUGCGACAUUGACGAGGCCGUCAUCCGCCUGUCCAAGCAGUACCUCCCCAACAUGGCCGUCGGCUUCGACCACCCCAAGUCCAAGACCCACGUCGGCGACGGCUUCAAGUUCCUUGAGGAGUACAAGAACACCUUUGACGUUAUCAUCACCGACUCCUCCGACCCCGAGGGCCCCGCCGAGUCCCUCUUCCAGAAGCCCUACUUCCAGCUCCUCCACGACGCCCUGAGGGAGGGCGGUGUCAUCACUACCCAAGGUUCCGAGAACCAGUGGCUCCACAUGCCCCUCAUCUCCAAGCUCAAGAAGGACUGCAAGGAGAUCUUCCCCGUCGCCGAGUACGCCUACACCACCAUCCCCACCUACCCCAGCGGCCAGAUCGGCUUCAUGGUCUGCACCAAGGACGCCGGCCGCAACGUCAAGGAGCCCCUCCGCAAGUGGUCCGCCGAGGAGGAGGAGAAGCUGUGCAAGUACUACAACGCCGACAUCCACAAGGCCGCGUUCGUCCUGCCCAACUUUGCCAAGAAGGCUCUCGAGUAA